GGGUGGUGUGGCCCGCUCCGGAGGGCGGGGGGCGGCGCAGCGCUCGCUGCUCGCCGCUAAACGCGCCCGGCGCGGGGAGGCGGUGGCCGGACCUGGAGCGACUCAGCAGCCGAGCCUGGAGUAUGGCAGGGACCGGAGCCGCUUCUCGCGUCUCGCCGGCUCCUCUCGGUCGUGGGGAACUUUUUCCAGCGGCCGGUGCCUCCCCGCGGUGGUGGUGGUGGCGGUGGCAGCGGAGACGGCGCCGGGCGGGUUCGGCGCUGCCCCCGGGGUUGGGGCUGCUGGGACUGGUGUUCUCCCGCUUCUGCUGCAGUGCCUUAGCUGGACCAGUUGUUGAUCCACAUGUGACAGCAGUUUGGGGGAAGAAGGUUGCACUGAAAUGCAUAAUUGAUGUAAAUGAAACAAUAACACAAGUUUCCUGGGAGAAGAUCCAUGGUAAAAUCUCAGAGACUAUUGCUGUUCAUCAUCCUGAAUAUGGAAUUUCUAUUCAAGAAAAAUACCAAGGAAGAGUGUCAUUUAAAAACUACUCACUUACUGAUGCAACAAUCAUCCUAAAAAAUGUAAGCUUUUCUGAUGCAGGAGAAUAUAUCUGUAAGGCAGUUACAUUCCCUCUUGGAAAUUCACAGUCGUCAAUAACUGUAACAGUAUUAGUUGAACCUAUUGUCAGCUUAACAAAAGGACCAAACCCUCUGAUUGAUGGUGCAAAUCAAACAAUAGCAGCCAUUUGUACAGCAGCCACUGGAAAGCCUGCUGCGGAGAUUGACUGGGAAGGAGGUCUUGGUGAAAUGGAAUCCAGCUCCACUUUGUUUCCAAAUGAAACAGUGACAGUCAUAAGUCAGUAUAAUAUUGUCCCUACACGAUUUGCAAGAGGAAGACGAAUAACUUGUAUUGUGAGGCACCCAGCUUUGGAAAAGGAGAUAAGAUUCUCUCAUGUGUUGGAUAUACAGUAUGCCCCAGAAGUUUCAGUAACUGGAUAUGAUGGAAACUGGUUCAUUGGAAGAGAAAAUGUUCAGCUCAGAUGUAAUGCUGACGCAAAUCCAUUACCUAUGGAAUUCAUGUGGACCAGGCUGGAUGGACAGUGGCCUGAAGGACUGCUGUCUGUCAACAAUACUCUGCAGUUCAACAGCCCAUUGACUUACAACUACACUGGGACUUAUAUCUGUAAGGUGACUAAUUCCCUUGGUCAGAGAAGUGAUCAGAAGACUAUCUACAUAUUAGAUCCUCCUACUACUACCACUCGACUGCCCACGGUUCCCUGGCAUCCUUCGACUGAUGGCAUCACAGGUUUAGCAACAGAACCUAGAGUAAUAGAUUUCCCAUCAUCAACUUUGCCAGCAAUGCAGGAAGACACUUGGGGUACUGUCAUCGGUAGUGCUGUGGGUGGGGCCCUCUUCCUCAUACUGGUCAGUGUUCUGGUUGGAAUUAUCUGCUAUAGGAGAAGACGGACGUUCCGUGGUGACUACUUUGCUAAGAACUACAUUCCACCAUCAGAUAUGCAAAAAGAGUCUCAAAUAGAUGUUCUUCAGUCAGAUGAUGUGGAUUCUUACCCUGACAGUAUAAAAAAAGAAAUAAAGCAUCCAAUGAACAGCUUAAUAUCUAAAGAUUAUUUAGAAGACCCUGAAAAACCAGAGUGGAACAAUAUAGACAAUAUUAACAGGUACCAGGAACGUUAUGAAAGACCGAUGGAUUACUAUGAAAGUGGAACACUGGGGAUGAAGUAUAUGGGUGGUGUUUGUUACGAUGACAAUGAAGAAGACUUUGUUUCUCACAUAGAUGGCUCGGUAAUAUCCCGAAGGGAGUGGUAUGUGUAGUAGCCACUGAAAACAAAACUUGUAUUCACAGUUCAUUUCAUUGGCUGAUCACUUUCAGAUUGUUUAUACUUACGGGGAGGAAUAAACUUUUUGAAACUGAUUUUUUUUGGAAGGUUUUUAUAUUGUGACUUGACAACUGCAAAUAUUGAAUUUGGGAGAAAUGUAUUUGAGCUGCUUUUUUUCCCUAUGUUGUACUACUGUCUUAGAUUUGGGUUUGAAAGCGGAAUGCUUAUAAUACGGUUUAUGUCAGAGGUUAAAAAAGAAAAAGCUAAAUUAAAGUUAUCAUUCAAACUUGUUAAUGAAUAUGAAGUGGCUGUCUUGGGUCUCUGAUUUAAAAUUAAAAAAAAAAAGUUUACGUAGUGAUCGAAUAAAAUUUUGUGGGGCAUUUAUUUUGCAGAUGUAGUAAGUGAAUUACUCAAAUCUAGCUGCCAUCUGUGGUAAUCUUAAUGCUUCUAUAUAACAAAUAAUUUACCAGUUACAAUGAGUUACAGUGGAAUCAAAGCUUUAUUUUUCAUUUUCUUUCUGCACAAAAAUGAAUACCUCUUAGCAUUUUAAUGAGCCUUCUUGUAACGAUGUACUUAAUAGAAGUCAUUGCACUGAAAGUAACUUAUCUAUGAACAAGGUUUUGAGAAGUAACUGUAAACUAGUAAAAGGCUUGUUUGAAUAAGAAAAUUAUUUUUGUAUAGUCAUUGAUUUAUAAAUCUUAUGUGUAUAUAUACAUACAAUAUGGUAUUUUGUUAAGCCUGUACUUGUCGGGAUGUCAGAAUCUUUUAUUGAACAUCAGUCUCCUUUUGCAAGUACAGUGAACCCUUUCUGAAAUGGGUAUCUCAAAUUUAAACUGGAUGCAGCUAGUAAGAAAGGUUCAAUGGAUUUCUAAGCUGGAGGUGGAAGCCAACUUGAAUAUUUUCUGGGAUGCCAAUAAACAUUGUGUGCAAGAGGUGUCAAAAUGUUUGCUGGAGUUUAUACAACCAGAAGCUAAAACAAUGGUUUUACUCUGCUUCUGUGUAAGUUAGAAUGUUUCCUUUGAGAGUAUCUAGAACUUCAGAUUAUUAUUAGGGAAGUGAGCACUUGCACAGCUGCUUUAUGUAGUGAAAACAUGCAAUGCAAUGAUGCAACUACAGAAUCUUGUAAGACAGCAACUGAGAUAAAAAUGUGCAGUCUCUGUACUGCAGUGGAUUUGUUUUCACUGCAAACAAUUUAGUGUUUUAACAGUGUGCUUGAAUUGUAGAAAAAUGGAUUCAGAAUAAGAAGGAAUGGUGUGCAAAUGCCAUUUCAAAAUGUCUAGCAUGGAAAAAAAUGAAGCUGAGAAGUCUUAGGAUUUGAAGCAUGAAAAAAUGGAAAAAAAAACCACUGAAAUUUGAAAUGAAAUGGGUCACAUGCUUGCAGCUACUUCAUAAGUGGAGUUUGUUGCUGGAAUUACUUUGCUAUCCUCAUGAUCUUUGGUAGUUUAAAGCAUUUAAAGCUUUACAAAAAUAGCUGUUUUGAGUGUUGUAGACAAUACACUGUGAUUGCAUAUGACUGCAUGUCUUCAAAAAAAAAAAAAGGAUUAAAACAGUUGUAUUUGAAAUUCAAAUGGAAAACCUUCCCUGAACAACUCAAGUUCACAUCUGGAUUAAUGGAAUACUGAUACAUAAACCAAAGUCUCAAGAACAUUAGAAAAUUAUAUUGUGUAUCAGUAGCUAGAGAGCAAACUCAGAGUUUGUUUCUAGCUAAGGGUUCUGAUGCAAAUUAUUUUUGGAAUAAAGAGACCAUACCUCUCUUCAAACAACAGUACUUGAUAUGUCAUCUUUAAAAGAUGGUGUUACUUAAAAACCGUACAACCAUAAACAUUUUCUCCACAUGGUUUAUCUUUUCUCUGUGGAGUUUUUUGUUGCUUUUUAAAGAAAAGAAUAUAUAUUUAAUUCCCAUUGGUUAAGAAGUUGAAGUGUUUUGGUGUUGAAACUGAUAAUAGGUAGAGGGCAUACAAGUGUUGCUAUGUUUUUGUAUAUUAUGUCUGCUGUUUAAAGAAAAAAAGAUUGUAAGUAUAAAUGGCUGUUGUGUGAAUAAACUUUUUAUUACAUUCUCGAAUA
Molecule: messenger RNA, 3877 nt
Organism: Lagopus muta (rock ptarmigan)
Lineage: Eukaryota; Metazoa; Chordata; Aves; Galliformes; Phasianidae
Gene: NECTIN3
Product: nectin cell adhesion molecule 3
Exons: 6
Coding region: 123-1808 (561 amino acids)
Biological process (GO): homophilic cell-cell adhesion; heterophilic cell-cell adhesion; symbiont entry into host cell
Cellular component (GO): adherens junction; apical junction complex
Source: RefSeq, a predicted model, not a curated record